Prorocentrum cordatum is the source of this 3069-nucleotide messenger RNA. The record is from the annotation of a GenBank genome assembly. NCBI's taxonomy places the organism in Eukaryota, Dinophyceae, Prorocentrales, Prorocentraceae.
GUCCACAAACGUCUCCGACAGCUACAAGCACUGUUCACACGAUCCAUAGCGGCACAGUGAGGAUUCGUCAUGUCCGGCGUAUCCCCAUGCCGAAGAGCCACAUCCAGGGCCUUGAGCGCCGCGCAGCAAGAUUUGGCCUCAGACUAACCGUUGCGUACGCUUGUUGUAAAUAAUUGUAUGCUACGGCGCUCAGUGCUUCACACAAGCGUGUCAACACAGACAGUCCACGCGAGAGCGCCUGCCGUCUGGUCACGCCUGUGGCGACUGCCACGUGGAUGCAUUUUCCAUCGAAGCGCACCUGGUGAAACUCGGCCACGUACUGGAGAACAAAUGCAAUAUUGGAUGACGAUAGGAGCCGCUGUCGCCAAACUCGCGGUCUCUGUUCCAAAGGGUAACUUCGGACCCUCGCAGGAGUGGGAGGGCACACGGGAUGGGAAAUCGGCUGCCACAUUCAAAUCGGAACAGAUGCCGUCGGUGAGAGGACGUGUGACUGACCGACUGACUAACAAACCAUACACCUUGCGGUGCCUGGGCGUCGGUGAGAGGACGUCAACUCCAAAAAUCAGUCGACUGCCGACAGCUCGAACGCCGUCAGGUGGAACCCCAGCAGCGUCGCCGGUGGCCUGCUGCUCCUUCGGCGGGCCCUGCUCCUUCGUGGGCAUGUUGAACAUCGGCGAGCUGCCGAACCUGCCGAAGGCGAAAGAGUAGCCGCCGCCCACGAAGAUGGAACCUGCAAAGAUGUUCCCGAGGGUCACCGGGAUGAAAUUCCUCCAGAGGCAAUCUAGCACGGACACGUCGGCGCCGGCCAUCAUCCCCAUGGGGAUCAUGAACAUGUUGGCUGGGAUAUGCUCGAAGCCGAUGGUCACGAAACAAGAGAUGGGGAACCAGAUGCCCACCAUCUUGCCAACCAUGUCCUGCGCUUGGCCCUGCAGGAACACAGCCAUGCACACCAGCCAGUUGCAGCAGAUUCCCUGGAAGAAGGUGACCCCAAAGUUAUUAUUGAUCUUCUUCUCCGCCACCUUGAUCGCAAGCUCACUAGUCAGGCCCACGUUCAAGCUUCAGCCCGUGAACAAGCCCGCGAAGAGCAAGGCGCCAAGCAGAUUGCCUGGCCAAGCCAGCGCAAACGUCCUCGCGAUCUGCAAAGGGGGCAGCUUGCCUUCAAACACCGCGGCAGGCACGGUCGCCGCAGCGCCCGUGAUCAGCACCCCACCUGUGAGGAUGAGCAGCAGGUUCACAGGGAAGAGCGCAGCGAACACAAAGGUCUGAAUGGUCGGGUUGUCCUCGGCUGCGCUUUUCAGACCGCCAGCCACCACCAUCGACAGCACGCCACCGAAGCCAAUGUAGCAACCAGCGCAGAAGGACUGGUGAAAUCUUGACGGACGAGUCGCCACCCAACCCCACGCCCUUGUCCACCAUGCGGUGGAACGCCUCCUUGGGAAUUUUCAGAUGGACACGACCUCUGGCAUGGUCGCGCAACCUGCUGCGGACAGGGCCUUGAGCGCCGCGUAGCGAGCUGUGACGUCACUGUCCAUAGCGUGCGCUGGUUGUGAGACUUUGUUGUAUGCAACGGCGCUCUUGCUCCAGCCAAGCAUGUCGACACAAACAGUCCACGCGAGAGCGCUUACCCUCCGGCGACGUCUGUGACACUUGCCAAGGGGAUGCAGCUUCCAUCGAAGCACAUCGGGUCAAACUUGGACACCUAAUGGAGAAGAAAUGCAACAUUAGAUGACGAUAGGACCCGCUAUCGCUAACCCUAUGGCCACCGCUCCAACAGAGUAACUUCGGACCCUCGCAGGAGUGGGAUGGCACACGGGAUGAAGAAAUCGGCUUCUACAUUCAAAUCGGAGCAGAUGCCGUCGGUGAGAGGGCGUCUGACUGGCUGACAAACCAUACACCUAGUGGUGCCUGGGCGUCGGGAGGACGUCAACUCCGAAAAUCUGUCUGCUGCCGACAGCUCAAACGCUGUGGGCAACUGCAAGGGAUAAUACAACGGUUCUGAAAAAAUACUAAUCCGCACGAUGUAAAUGCCAGACGGCAAUUAUACAGUAUGAUGAGACGCUAAAGCCCCUCAGCGAGGCUGCGCAAUCAUAGGCCCUGUGCCUCAGGUGGAACCUCGACCGCGUCGCCAGUGGCCUGCUGCUCCUUCGGCGGACCCUGCUCCUUCGUGGGCAUGUUGAACAUCGGCGAGCUGCCUAACCUGCCGAAGGCGAAAGAGUAGCCGCCGCCCACGAAGAUGGAACCUGCAAAGAUGUUCCCGAGGGUCACCGGGAUAAAAUUCCUCCAGAGGCAAUCUAGCACGGACACGUCGGCGCCGGCCAUCAUCCCCAUGGGGAUCAUGAACAUGUUGGCUGGGAUAUGCUCGAAGCCGAUGGCCACGAAGCAAGAUAUGGGGAACCAGAUGCCCACCAUCUUGCCAACCAUGUCCUGCGCUUGGCCCUGCAGGAACACAGCCAUGCACACCAACCAGUUGCAACCGAUUCCCUUGAGGAAGGUGACCCCAAAGUUCUCCUUGAUCUUCUUCUCCGCCACCUUGAUCGCAAGCUCACUAGUCAGGCCCACGUUCAAGUUACAGGCCGUGACAAAGCCGGCGAAGAGCAAGGCGCCAAGCAGAUUGCCUAGCCAAGCCAGAGCAAACGUCCUCGCGAUCUGCACAGGGGGCAACUUGCCUUCAAACACCGCGGCAGGCACGGUCGCCGCAGUGCCCGUGAUCAGCACCCCACCUGUGAGGAGGAUGAGCAGCAGAUUCACAGGGAAGAGCGCAGCGAACACAAAGGUCUGAAUGGUCGGGUUGUCUUCGGCUGCGCUUUUCAGACCGCCAGCCACCACCAUCGACAGCAUGCCACCGAAGCCAAUGUAGCAACCCGCAUAGAAAGAUUGGUGGAAGAUCUUGAUGGACGAGUCGCCGCCCAUCCCCACGCCCUUGUCCACCAUCCCCUGGAACGCCUCCUUGGGAGUUUUCACGAUGGACACGACCUCCGGCAUGGUGGCGCACUCUGCUGCGCACAGAAGGCGCCUCCAGCAUGGCAAGAUGCAGAGCAAGAGAUGCGAUCGACAGCACAAUCUUGAUAC